Stylonychia lemnae is the source of this 3216-nucleotide messenger RNA. The record is from the annotation of a GenBank genome assembly. Lineage: Eukaryota; Ciliophora; Spirotrichea; Sporadotrichida; Oxytrichidae.
AUGUCGCGCUUCAAUCACAGUUUCACCCUAAGUCCUCACAAAAUAUCACUUUGCUUCUUGCUAUAUGAAGUGUUUUAGUCUCCAAUAUUAAGUGUAUAAAAAUAAGAUGCUCUGAUUAAAUAUAUUAGCAAACAACUAAAGGCUGAAAACGGUGUAAAAGAAAAGACACUGAGUAAGUUGAAGAUGGACCUGAUCAAGAUAAUUGCUAAAGGUCAUUAGGUAAAUUAAGCAGCAGAUUAUGAAAUAGCAUAGUUACUCCAAGAUAGUCUCUCCCGUAUUUAGACUUUGGAUGAUCUUUAUCAAUUCUUUGAUAAAACACUCCGAGAAGAGAGAAUGCGAUAAUCGAAUAUGCAAUUGUAGAAUGGGCAGAUGAUUAAUUUCGAGUGUGGUUCUAUUAUAGAUUUGUUUAUAAGGAGAUGUGUAUUUUGUUUCAGUACUCUGAUGUUCGAGGAUAUUCAUAGACUAUUUGACAGCUUCAUUCUGUACCGAGAUAACAAAGAGUAUAAAUAUCAGCAUGCAAAGAUAAAGUUGGAUUAUUGGGCUGAAGAUAAAGCAUUUAAGAUUGAAAAUGAAAGUUUAAAGAAAGAUUUUCAAACCAUCAAGCGAGAGCUAGAUAAAGUUGAUUCAUAAAAGUUUUACUAGAAGGAACUUCUGAAUAGUAUUAAUGAGUCAAUGGCAAAAAAAGAUAUAGAAUCAGUGUUUUCACUUCAUAAAUACUUUGAUUACAAUCUCAAUUUCAUUGAUAGGACAUCAUCUAAACCAACUCACUCAGUUAAGGUGCAUCAGCCAGAACUUAAUAUAUCAGGACUCUAACUAAGGCUAGAUUUUGCGAAGACUAUGAGAUCAUCAAUGAGGAUAGGUUAAAAGUUGACUGAUGUAUUCAAAUCAAUUAAGGUAUCAGUUGAGGGUCCAAUCUGGUAUGAUGUGCUAUAAAUAGCAAAUAAAAGAUUGACAGUGUUAUAAGAACAAGUCACUACUAGAGAUUUCAUAAAAGAACUAAAACCUUUACUAAUAAUGGCAAGAUCUUAAAUAUGGGACUAAGUUGGAUCUCAGAUUCUUAAGAAACUCAACUUGAUAAAUAUAAUCAAGUAGUUUGGUUCUAAAGCACUUUCUUAGAAAGCGGUUAUCAAUCAUAUGUAUCAACAGAUUUUAACACUUAAAAAUCAAUCUGUUUAAUAGAGCAUUGAACUUAUUGAAUUACUCAUGAGAUAUGGAGAUAACAUAAUGACAGUUGAUUAUUACUUUGCAUUUUUAACUGCUGUGCAUUAGUUUUAGGUUAAUAGAAGUGAAUUCAUUGAUGCUGAGUAAAUAGAAGAUCAACUUCAAAAUUAUGUCAAGUUAUCAAGAUCAAAUGCAGAAGUAGCCAUAAUUUGGAUGCUUAAGAUUUAAAGACUAAUAGCAUUGCAAGAUUAUCACUAAGCUCAUUAAAAUAUCAUGAGCUUCCUAAAAUUUUCCACUUAAUACGGUCUUAAUCAGUUGAAACUAGAAGUAGAAUUACUGCAUUGCUAAGUCUAUAUAAAUCUAGGUGACGUUAGCAAUGCCAUGAUUUUAGUCACUAAAACUAUAGCCUCUCUAGAUGAAAAUAAUGAAGGUAAUUUUGGAAGAUUAAGACUGAUGACAUAGAUAAAAGUUUGUGAAAUAAAAAGCAAUAUCCCAUCGUUCUUAAUGGAAAGUUUAACUGAGCUUAACAGCUUGAUGCCAUCUGUAGUCGAAAAUGGAACGAAAGCCAUGUAGUUAGAAGCUAUAAAAUUGCUAGCUCAUAUUCAUUUGAAAAUAGGAUCUAUAAAUUUAGAGAAGGACAAUAAUCAUAAUCAAGAAGAAAUUUAAGAGGAAUCAAAAAUUGAGGAUGAAAUUACUUUUAAUAAUGACAGUGAAUUCCAAGAGAUAAAGAGGACUUAUCAGUAAUCACUAUUUUCCUAAGCCUCAAGAUACCUACGCUAAGCUCUGCAACUUGCCAUCUAGCUUCACAAAUUAACUGAUAUUCGUGAAAUUUCAUAUCUUCUGGCUAUUAUAUACAAUGCUUUGCCAUUGAAUAACUAGUAGAAUAAUAGAAGAGAUAGAGUGUCGUAGCUUUUUAUAAAUGCUGAGAAACUAAUAAAAAAGAACUAGUCCAACGAAUCUUAUAAAGUGCAAGCUGUAGAGAAUGAUAUCAGAAGCAUCAACUCUCUCAAUCCUUAAAUUGCAGCAGACAACAUGGAGAACCUAGACCCAAAUCACUACCAGCAACAGAAUUAUAUGAAUGCUACUAAUACCCAGGGAUUUUAAAACCCUGCAAGUAUUCAAUAAAAUACUAAAGCAUUCACAAAACCUGCUUCUCAGAUCGAUAAAUACAGAAAAUUAGAGAAGCUAGGAGAGGGAACAUAUGGAGUCGUUUAUAAAGCAGUUGAUAAGAUCACUGGUGAAACGGUGGCUCUUAAAAAAAUCAGACUCGAAAAGGAGGAUGAUGGAGUACCAAGCACAGCUAUUAGAGAAAUCUCUCUUCUAAAAAGUCUAAAACACCCUAAUGUAGUAGAAUUAAAGGAGGUACUUUAUUCAGAGAAAUCACUUUAUUUGGUCUUUGAGUAUUUAGAAUUUGAUCUAAAAAAAUACUUGAAAGCAAAGGGUACUUAACUUCCAACUCAGCAAGUUUAAAGUCUCUUAUAUCAAAUAUUAUAAGCUCUCGUUUACUUACACUCUCACAGGAUUUUUCACAGGGACUUAAAGCCCUAAAACUUACUGAUAGAUUCUACCGGAACUAUUGUCAAGCUAGCGGAUUUUGGCUUGGCAAGAGCUUUCGGAUUACCAAUAAAAACAUACACUCAUGAGGUCGUCACUCUUUGGUAUCGUUGCCCUGAGAUUUUAUUGGGACAAAAAUAAUAUUCGCUCGGUGUCGAUUUAUGGUCGACUGGCUGUAUUUUUGCAGAAAUGGCAUAAAAGAAACCUUUGUUCAUGGGUGAUAGUGAAAUCGAUUAGAUAUUCAAGAUUUUUAAAGUACUCGGCACACCUAGUGAAAAUAAUUGGCCUGAUGCAUUAAAACUCCCAGAUUUUAAGCCUAGUUUUCCGAAAUGGAAGGGUAUACCUCUAUCAGAACAUACAUAAUUCAUGGAUGAAGUCGCACUUGAUCUACUAUAAGGGAUGGUUGCUUUGGAUCCAAAUAAAAGAAUAUCAGCUAGAAUGGCUUUAUUACAUCCCUACUUUGACUCUCUCGAUAAAUCUAAGCUGCCAAUCAAUUAUUGA